Messenger RNA from Capronia epimyces CBS 606.96, 2388 nucleotides. RefSeq lists its product as uncharacterized. Gene Ontology annotation, biological process: 'de novo' IMP biosynthetic process; adenine biosynthetic process. The record is from RefSeq and is a predicted model, not a curated record. Gene Ontology annotation, cellular component: cytosol. Gene Ontology annotation, molecular function: phosphoribosylformylglycinamidine cyclo-ligase activity; phosphoribosylamine-glycine ligase activity; metal ion binding. The transcript has a single exon. The coding region runs from base 1 to 2388 and encodes 795 amino acids. NCBI's taxonomy places the organism in Eukaryota, Fungi, Ascomycota, Eurotiomycetes, Chaetothyriales, Herpotrichiellaceae.
AUGACGGAAAGGCUACGCAUACUAGUCAUUGGCUCCGGCGGGCGCGAACAUGCGCUCGCCUGGAAAUUGGCCAGGUCGCCGUCCGUCGAUGUCGUCCACAUCGCACCUGGCAAUGGAGGAACGGAAUCUGACAAAGUCAUUAACGUGAAGAUCGCGGCCGAUGAUUUCACAGAACUGGUUUCAUAUGCGAGGAAGCAUGGGCUGAACUUGGUGGUAGUCGGCCCGGAAGCACCACUGGUAGACGGCAUUGAAGGCUUCUUUCGGGCGGUCGGCAUUCGCUGCUUCGGCCCCAGCAAAGGCGCUGCGCGGAUGGAAGGAUCCAAGGCCUUUUCGAAAGACUUUAUGCGAAGACACGGCAUCCCAACAGCAGCCUUCCGAAACUUCACAGACUACGAGUCGGCUCGAGACUAUCUCGACUCUGUCAACCAUGACGUCGUUAUCAAAGCGGAUGGAUUGGCUGCUGGAAAAGGCGUCAUCAUUCCCACCACCAAGAAAGAGGCACAUGAUGCUUUGAAGCAGAUCAUGGUUGCUCGCGAGUUUGGAUCUGCCGGCUCACAAGUAGUGAUUGAAGAGUUUCUUGAAGGCGAGGAGUUGAGUGUCCUUACCUUCAGUGAUGGCUACACGAUAAGGUCGCUACCGCCUGCUCAGGACCACAAACGUGCUCUGGAUGGAGAUCAAGGCCCAAACACUGGAGGCAUGGGCUGCUAUGCACCUACAAGAGUCGCUUCGAAAGAGCUGAUCGCACAGAUUGACAGAGAAAUUGUCCAACCUACCAUUGACUGCAUGCGGCGCGAGGGCAUGCCGUUUGUUGGCAUGCUCUUCACUGGGCUGAUGAUCACCAAGAACGGACCGAAAGUGCUGGAAUACAAUGUCAGAGGAGGCGACCCCGAGACCCAGACUUUGCUGCCGCUUUUGAGCGACGAGACAGACCUCGCCAAAGUCAUGCAGGCCUGUACCGAGCACUGGUUAGAUGGUGUUGACUUGAAGAUCGAACCCAAGUUUUCUGCCACUGUGGUUGCCUGCGCUGAAGGCUACCCUGGCACGUACGCGAAGAACAGGCCUAUCACAUUGCACACACCCCCGGAAGACGUGCUGGUAUUCCAUGCCGGGACUGGCAGAGACGGAAAGCAGGUCGUGUCGACAGGAGGCCGUGUGAUCGCUUCAACAGCAACGGCAGCGACCUUGGAAGAAGCGGUAGCCAAAGCCUACAAGGGCAUGGCCACGAUUAAGUUCGAUGGAAUGCACUUCAGAAAUGAUAUCGCCCAUCGGGCGUUCAAGAGAAAAGCCCAAGGAGAAGUCCACGAAGAAGCUGCAAUGACGUAUGCGUCGGCCGGUGUGUCCAUCGAUGCAGGAAAUGAUCUAGUCGCCCGGAUCAAGCCAGCUGUGAAAGCAACCUCGCGACCUGGCGCUGACUCCAUCAUCGGCGGCUUUGGUGGUGGAUUUGACUUGACAAGAGCCGGCUACCACGAGAAAUCACCCAUGUUAAUUGGUGCGAUUGAUGGGGUUGGCACCAAGCUCAAGAUCGCCCAUGCAAUGAACGUUCACGACACAGUCGGCAUUGACCUGGUAGCCAUGAACGUCAACGAUCUCGUUGUGCAAGGUGCCGAGCCACUGAUGUUUCUUGAUUGCUACACUUGCAGCAUUCUGGAUGUCGACAUUGCCAGUGAUUUCAUUCGUGGCGUCUGCGAAGGAUGCAAGCUUGCCAAUUGUGCACUCGUCGGAGGUGAAACAGCGGAAAUGCCAGGUCUUCUUAGUGGAACCGAGUACGAUGCCGUCGGCGCCGCGAUAGGAGCUGUUGAUACUGCAACUGGCAAAAGAGUGUUGCCCGACAUGGAGAGCAUGGUUGAAGGCGACGUGCUCUUCGGCCUGGCUUCAAGUGGUAUUCACUCGAAUGGCUUCUCGCUGGUCAGGCGCAUUACCGAAAAGAUGCAUCUCGCUUUCUCAGAUAUGGCACCUUGGAACUCGGAAACAACCGUCGGUCGAUCUCUCCUAACUCCGACACGUAUCUAUGUCGUCUCCUUGUUACAGGCGGUCAAACGAGACUUUAUCAAAGGGAUGGCACACAUCACAGGUGGCGGCCUGACCGAGAAUGUACCGCGAAUGUUGCCAAACCACCUGGCCGCCGAGAUUGAUGUGUCCACCUGGGACCGCCCUGCCGUGUUCAAAUGGCUCCAAAAAGCCGGCAAUGUUAGUAAUGAAGAGAUGAGCCGGACCUUCAACAAUGGCAUCGGCAUGGUGCUUGUUGUUUCCAGUGUCGCUUCCGGAGAAGUGAAGAAGAUCUUGGAAGCUGAAGGCGAGACGGUGUUCAGGAUUGGAAGGCUUGCUGGCCGACAACAAGGCGGUGAAGGUUGUGUCCUAAAGAACCUGGAUUCCUGGAACUCUUCUUAG